This is a messenger RNA of Symbiodinium sp. CCMP2592, 2208 nucleotides long. The record is from the annotation of a GenBank genome assembly. Lineage: Eukaryota; Dinophyceae; Suessiales; Symbiodiniaceae.
AUGCAGCCCCCCGCCCCAACACGCCCAAUCUUCCUCGGAGAUGACCGAACCGGACGCUUCCAGAUCGGAGGCGGCCUCCCCCUCGAUCACCCCCUCUCCAAAGGGCUCACCCAAGCGACCACCCCCGCGCCAGUCUCCGUCCAGACGAUGACCGCUGGAUACACGCACGACAUCGACAAGUGCGUCGCCGAGAUCCACAAGCUCACCGCCGCGGGAGCGGAUGUUGUGCGCGUCGCCGUCCCGGAAAAGAAGGACACCGAAGCACUCCCAGAGAUCCUCGCGCAGACCACCGUCCCCAUCGUCGCCGAUGUCCACUUCCACUUCAAACGCGCCCUCGAAUCCAUCGAAGCCGGCGUCCACAAGAUCCGCCUCAACCCCGGCAACAUCACCGAUCGCAAACAAGUCGAAGAAGUCAUCGACGCGUGCAAGGAAAAGAACAUCCCGAUCCGCGUCGGAGUCAAUGAAGGCUCCAUCAUCGAGCGCAAGGACAAGCAAUCCCGCGCCAAAGAACUCGGCGCGAUCUUCUCCGAAAACAAGCACGGCUACAUGCUCGCGAUCAUGAUCGCCAAACUCGAAGAAUACCUCGACAUCUUCUACGAACGCGACUUCUACGACAUCGCGAUCAGCGCCAAGUCCAUGGACGCCGCCCUCGUCAUCGACGCGUACACGGAAAUCUCCAAACGCUUCCCCCACCCGCUCCAUUUGGGCGUCACCCACGCGGGACCCAAAGAAACCGGAUGCAUCCGCUCCGUCGUCGCGCUGGGAACCCUCCUCGCCAACGGCAUCGGAGACACCAUCCGAAUCUCCUACGCCAACGAUCCCAUCUACGAGGUCGAAGACGGACUCGAACUGCUCUACACCCUCGGCAAACGCGAACGCAAGGGCGCCGAGCUCAUCGCGUGCCCCACCUGCGGCCGCAUCCAGGUCGAUCUCUUCUCGCUUGUGCAAGAAGUCAACGACAAGCUCAACGAGGACAUCACCGUCCCUAUGAAAGUCGCGGUGAUGGGCUGCGUCGUCAACGGCCCAGGAGAAGCAGAGGGCGCGGACAUCGCCGUCUUCGCCGGAGACCGCAAAGGCAUCAUCUACGUCCAAGGCGAGAAGGUCGCGACGAUCCCCGAAUCCGACAUCCUCGACCGCUUGCUCGCUGAGUGCAAGGACUUCCAAUCCAAGAUCCUCUCAGGUGAAGCAAAGCUCGGCGAGAAGAAAGUCGACAUCGUCCCCCCAGACCCAGAGGGAGAGCUCGGCUCAGGAUGGGAAAAAAUGGAGUUUCUCGCCGUGAUCAGGAUUCAACGCAUCUCGAUGGACCACCCCCUCUACGAGCAGGAGGUCGCGUUGCGCACCUCCGUGCUGCUCAAGCCGUUGGGGAUGACCAUCGAGGACUACUACAACAUGGCACCGGGACGCGAAGAAAAGUGCGAUCAUUUCGUCGCCGUCAUCGACCAUCCGACAGGCGACAAGGUCGUCGGAGCCGCGACGCUCUUCCCUCCCCAGCCCGAUUCCGACGAAACCUCAGGGAAAGUCCAGCAAAUGUGCGUUGAUCCCCAGCGACAAGGCGAGGGGAUCGGGACCAACCUCAUGAUCGCGAUGGAAGUGCGAGCAUUCACCGAGCUCGCGCUGCCGGGACUGUACUGCCACGCGCAGAUCUCCGCGAUGCCGUUCUACGAAAAGCUCGGAUGGGAAGUCGGUUCAGACACAUUCCAAGAAGCCGGAAUCGUUCUCAAUGUAGAAUGGGUUAUGGUUUCCAUAGAUCACCACCAUCACGACGAUUGCACCCACGAGCACCUCGACGCGAAAGGGAUCUUUGCCGAGCAAGGCAUCCGUUGCACCAAGCCGCGUGUGCUCAUCUACGAAGCACUCUGUAGCACCAAGUCCCACCCCACUGCUGAGCAGCUCCAUCAGAUCGUCAAAGAUCAGGACGCCGGGAUUAGCCUUGCAACGAUCUAUAACACACUCGAACUUCUUGUUGACCAUGGUCUCGCUCGACGGAUCGCGAAUCGAGGGCAAGGCUCAGGCGCGAAUCGAUACGACGCCGACCAAGCCCCCCACUUGCACCUCGUCCUCAACGAUGGUCGAGUCAUCGACGCCCCCUCGAAUCUCAGCAAACGACUCACCGAUGCGAUCCCCAACGAAGUGCUCCAACAGCUCGCGCAGCAUGCAGGAGUACCAGCACUCAAAAUCGAAAUCGUUGAAGAUACCGCAGCGGUUUAG